This is a messenger RNA of Penicillium salamii, 2148 nucleotides long. NCBI's taxonomy places the organism in Eukaryota, Fungi, Ascomycota, Eurotiomycetes, Eurotiales, Aspergillaceae. The record is from the annotation of a GenBank genome assembly.
AUGUCGGUAGAUCUAUCUUUAUACCUGGUUACGGACUCGACUCCGGCCAUCCUCAAAGGCAGAGACCUGUGCACGGUAGUAGAGCAGGCCAUCCAAGGAGGCGUAACGGUAGUGCAAUACCGGGAUAAAUCCAAUGACACCGGGGCCUUGGUGGAAACCGCCCGGAAAUUGCACCAAGUGACCAAAAAGUACAAUGUGCCUCUCUUGAUCAAUGAUCGAGUGGAUGUGGCUCUCGCCAUUGGAGCCGAGGGUGUGCACCUGGGUCAAGAUGAUAUGACAAAGCAGCUACUACCUAAGGAUGCCAUCAUCGGAAUCAGCACAUCCACCGUCGAGGAGGCUAAAAAGGCCGUUGCGGAUGGCGCUGACUACCUCGGAAUUGGGACUAUGUUUGCGACCCCCACGAAAACGAACACCAAGUCAGUCAUCGGCACAGCGGGUACUCAGAUUAUCCUGGAUGCCAUCAAAUAUUCUUCAGUGGGCACUGUUUCCAUCGGUGGCAUUAACCACUCCAAUGUGCAGAGGGUGAUCUACCAGUCCAAGUCCCCUCAGAAAUCAUUGGACGGUGUGGCCAUUGUCAGCGCAAUCGUGGCAGCCGAUGACCCCAAAGCAUCUGCCCAAAAGUUCGCUGAACUCAUCAAUAAUGCCCCUCGCUUUGCGUUGGCCUCCAACCCUUCUCGCGCUAAUGAGACAGAGGCGUUGAUCAACGAUGUUCCCCAAGUCAUCCGCAAGAUGGUCGAGGUGCAUCCUUUAGUACACAACAUGAUUAACUUCGUCGUGUCAAACUUUGUGGCCAAUGUUGCGCUCUCAAUUGGCGCAUCUCCCAUCAUGUCGCCAUACGGAGACGAAGCCACAGACUUGUGCAAAUUUGACGGUGCUCUUCUCAUCAACAUGGGCACCUUGACCAGCGAGAGUGUCUCUAAUUACCUCAAGGCCAUCAAGGCAUACAACGAGCGUGGUAACCCGGUAAUCUACGACCCCGUGGGCGCAGCCGCGACCCAAAUUCGUCGUAGCGCAGUCACCCAACUCAUGGCCGGAGGUUACUUUGAUCUGAUCAAGGGCAACGAAGGUGAAAUCCGACAGGCUUGGGGCAGUGGUGCCGUCCAGCAGCGCGGUGUCGACAGUGGACCGAGCACUCUAGACGGUAACCAGAAGGCUACAUUGGCACGAGACCUGGCUCGUAGGGAACGAAACGUUGUUCUCAUGACUGGUGCCACAGACUACCUGAGCGACGGCGAACGCGUCAUUGCCGUCGAGAAUGGCCACCCAUUCUUGGGCCAAGUAACCGGAACCGGCUGCGCCAUUGGCACAAUCUCGGGUUGCUUCCUCACUGCCCACCGCUCGGACAGACUUCUCGCCGUGCUGUCUGGCAUUCUCAUGUACGAGAUUGCAGCUGAGAAUGCUGCGUCUAAAGAGUAUGUUCGCGGCCCGGGUAGCUUUGUGCCCGCCUUUCUCGAUGAGCUCUAUGCCAUCCGCACUGCCGCCGCACAAGGCGACGAUAGUUGGUUCGUUGGCCGGGCCAAAGUACACGAGGCAAUCCCGCGCUUUUCAUCUGCGACGUGCAAGAAAAGUUCCGCGGGAUCUACGAGUUCCCAAAACUGUACACACCUCAAACCCACCAUCCACUUCCAUCCUAACCCGAACAGGAUCUCAACAACGGACAAAAUGCUCCGCGCAGCAAACACCCUCAACAUACCCGUCUACAUAACCACCCAAAGCCGCGCCAAACUAGGCCCCACCGUCUCCGAGCUCUCACCCCAAAUAACAGGCCCAAACAUCCGCGCCGACAUAGACAAAACCCUCUUCUCAAUGGUGACUCCCGAAAUCGAGAAAUUGCUUCCGCCCUCGUUGGAUGUGAUUAUCGUUGGCAUCGAGACUCAUAUCUGUGUUACGCAGACGACGCUGGAUUUGUUAGAGCGGGGACAUAGAGUUUAUGUUCUGGUUGAUGGGGUCAGUAGUAUGAAUGCCGAGGAGAGGGGGAUUGCGCUUGCGCGGUUGAGGGAUGCUGGGGCCAUUGUUACGAGUAGUGAGAGUAUUUUGUUUGAGAUUAUUGGGGAUGCGAGUCAUGAGGGGUUUAAGGCUGUGAGUGGGAUUGUGAAGGAGACGAAGGAGAGUACGAAGGGGGCUUUGGGGGCUUUUUCUAAGAUUUAG